UGAUGGAGCUGGGCGUGGGCUCUACACUCAUCCCCUCUUCUCUCUGUGGAAGCACAUUGUUCAACGCGGGCUCAUUUUACCCAGAACCAAUGAAUGCCUUGGUGUAUUUUAGCUACUGAAAAUUAAACACUUUCUGGGAGAGAAUACGGUGCAGAUAUCUGAAGGCAGCGAGAAGCAGACCAACAACAUUUUGUUUCCUUCUGAUUAAUGCUGAGAAGCAACAGAGUUGAAAGAUUUUUUCUUCUUCUCCGGUAGACGAAACGUCGCUCUUGCCGCUAAUUAGACCUCUGCUUAUUCAGUGUGCGUGUGUGUGUGUGUGUGUGUGUGCGUGUGUGUGUGUGUGGUGAACUGCAGCGGCAAAGAUGACAGAGUAUAAGCUGGUGGUGGUGGGAGCUGGAGGCGUGGGCAAGAGUGCACUUACCAUCCAGCUCAUCCAGAACCACUUUGUGGAUGAAUAUGACCCCACCAUAGAGGACUCAUACAGGAAACAGGUUGUGAUUGACGGGGAGACAUGCCUGCUGGACAUCCUUGACACUGCAGGUCAGGAGGAGUACAGCGCCAUGAGGGAUCAGUACAUGAGGACAGGGGAGGGUUUCCUCUGUGUCUUCGCCAUCAACAACACCAAGUCUUUUGAGGACAUUCACCAGUACAGAGAACAAAUCAAACGUGUAAAGGACUCUGAUGACGUUCCCAUGGUGCUUGUGGGAAACAAAUGUGACCUUCCGGCACGCACAGUCGACACACGGCAAGCCCAGGAACUCGCCCGCUCCUAUGGCAUACCUUACAUCGAGACCUCUGCCAAGACACGACAGGGAGUAGAGGAUGCCUUCUACACACUGGUUAGGGAAAUCAGACAGCAUAAGUUGAGGAAGUUGAAUCCACCUGACGAGAGCGGUCAGGACUGUAUGAGCUGUCGCUGUGUGGUAUCGUGAUGCAGCAGAAUGUUGCACGUUUAGGAGAAAUGCUGCGGCGAGUGGUGGCAGCAUGGACUUAAAGAUAGAAAGAUGAAACAAGUCAAUGCUGAAAUAUUAACGUUUUUCAAAAAAAUGACGAUUGAAGCAAAAGCUCACAAGGAAACCACCAGAGCUGACUGAACCAUAUAUAUUUAUGGAAAGGAGUUUUUGGACUGUUGCCUAAGUGGCUCAGUGAAUUAGCUCGGUCCGGCCCCCUUUUUUUUCAGUCCACAUGGCGACCUGUGAGCAACAUCACUAAUGACUCUCCGUCAACUCCAGUGUGGACUCGCUGGGCAGCUCCACAAGUUUCCUGCUAACUUAUUGAUUUCAGUCUCAACACUGGUCUUAAAGGGGGGUGUCUCUGCGUUGACCUCCUCCCAGCCUUGAAAGCCUAAUUCCACUCCACAUGCUUGCCCACUGGAAGGACUGACUCACUGAAUUGGAAAGGACUGGAAUGGACAGUUACUCAGACAUGUCUCACAUAAAUAACCCCAGCUCCAUCCCACUCUACCUGCCUUUGGUUUCUCUUGAAUGGCCGCGUCGUCCCUUCACUAUACUGGAUACCAGAGGAUGGAGGAUGACACAGGAGUGACUAUAAUUUGAUGUUGUUGUUUAACAAUUAGCCUAGCUGUAAAAAGAAAUCUUUUUGUUUUGUUUUUGAUAUGAAACUUUUUUUUGUGAUUGCAGAAUUUGAAAGUCACCGAGCAAUAUGUGAGCAAAGGUGUUUAUUUCAGAUGACACCUGGUUUGAGUUUUUUUCAUGAGCUGCCUGAUGUAAUCAGAAUUCCUUUUUGAACAGAAAUGCUGAAUGGAGAAUGUAAAUAUCCAGAAUGCAGCUGCCUUUUCUCCUUACAGAUGUUUCUUUGCAAAGAGUUGUCUUUGUGGAAUAAUAAUAGUGAUGGCUAGUGCACAUAGGUUCUGGUGCAAUAGGAUUCUUUACUGUCCACAAGAUAUUGGGAAUAAACCACCUCUCAUGGCCACUCACUUCCUGUUUUACUUUGGAAGGAAGAGGCACUGUGCAUGAAAAUGUAUUUGUUGUUUUUCUGGUUGCCUGACUAUGUUGCCUGUAGAAUCGGAGGAAAACCCUACACUUCUACAUUUAUACAACAACAGAUUAUGGGUUUGGAUAAAAUGACAACCAGAUGAUUCUUGUAGCUUUUCAUCUCAGUAAAUGUGCAGUAGGUCUUAUUUACUACACGGAGAUAACAGCUAAUUUCAGAGUCCCUCCUUGUGGAUAAUGAGACUCAGGAAUCAGGGUCCAGGAAGGUGUCAUUUACCCAUCUUGGAAACCUGAGUUAAAGGAUGUCAGCAGUGAGCUUUGCAGAGUGUAACGCACACGUCCUGCCUCAGAACAUUGUUUUUAUUUCCACACACCGUACUAUCCUCAAACUGUUCCUCUCUCUCUGCCACCUCAGCUCUACAAUGGGACAAAAGCAGGUCAGGUGCUACUCAUGUCAGAACCAUUCUUUCUUUAUAAGUGGGACUAUUGUGUGUAAUAGGUGAUGGAUACUGGGUUAUGUACGUGCAUUCCUUGCUUCUUAAUACUGACUAGCUUGUGCUCUCCACGACUGCAUUAAUUUGCUUUCCUAAAUGAAAAAGACUGCUCUGUGUUUACUUUGCCUUAUCUGUUAGAUAGUUUGUACCUCAUGUAUGCAGCAAGCGCUACCUGAGAUGUGUUCUGUGGGCUGCAUUGUGUGUGCGUUUGUUAUAAAAAUAUAGAGGUGUGUUAACUUUAGACAUGCGCUGUACAGGAUUUGAAAGACAAGUCCCUAAAAACACUACUUUUUUUUCUGUAAUGGCACGUGCAUCUGAAUGCGAUUGUGUUUUACAAGACUGAAAAACAAGAAAAUUUUAAAGAAUUUUUAAGGCAAAACCCAGUAUAAGUCAAGUUGUCGUGCGGCCAUGUUUAUAUGAAGCUUCAUUCCCUUUACAACAUGUGAUGGUGAUUGCUAGGAACUGUUACUUUUAGUCCACAUCUUACUUUAACAGUUCAGACUAGAUGGGUCGUGUAUGAUAAUGUUCAGAGUUUUAAACAUUUCAAGCAGAAUUUUGUGAGAGGCUUCAGGUGUGAACCUCAAGAUGUUUGAAAAGGAGUGAAAUGUUUUGUCCUUAUCUCCUUUCCAGGGAAAUUUUUAUUUUCUGGCCUAAUUGAUUUUGUACAGUUUAAGUGACUUUUUUUCACUCAUAAAACGGCAUAAAAAAUAUGAUCAGUCUAGUUGCUGUGUGAAUGGUAGAGGUCAAGUUGUUUUUAUUGGUUAUCUUUUCAUUUUUGUAGCUGGAGGAAGGGUAUCAACUGUGAAUGUGUUUGAGUCUUUCGAUAUCGUUUGAAAGAAGCCUCGUGUUUAUAAUUUACUCUGUUGAAAUAAUGCAAUUGAUCCUUGGUCCCACUUUUGGCUGUGUUGUUCCUAACUUUCAUUUUUCACCCAUUUCACUAAAACUUUUUAAUGGGAAAAGAGUGUGGCGUUUGUAACAUGUAAUGGCAGUUCUGAUAAUGUGCUUGUCCUGUCCCUGUUGAUCUUUAAACAGUACAUCUGUAAUAAAAAAAAUAAUGAUAAUUAUAAUACCAUAGAAUUCCACAAAUCUGUGUAUUCAAAUUCCCAUUGCAUUAAAAUGUCAGCGUCAUGUCGCCGCAGGGAUACUCCAGCCAGCAAACCACAAAUAUACAUUUCAGCAAACCUGGCGUGCAUGACAAAGACUGUACAGACCAUUGGGAGAGUUGCACAAGGAUUCAGUGGGCUCGAGGGCUUGUUUCUCCCUUGCAAACUGUGGAAGGAACUGUGUGGAAAUGUCAACUGUUUAGCUAUUUAAGAUGUAUUUACUCUUUGAAAAUGUGGCAAAUGUAUUGCAGGAGAUGAAUAAAGAUGUCAGUAUGAAA
Molecule: messenger RNA, 3827 nt
Organism: Scatophagus argus
Lineage: Eukaryota; Metazoa; Chordata; Actinopteri; Scatophagidae
Gene: hrasb
Product: HRas proto-oncogene, GTPase b
Exons: 6
Coding region: 363-932 (189 amino acids)
Biological process (GO): Ras protein signal transduction
Cellular component (GO): plasma membrane
Molecular function (GO): GTP binding; GDP binding; GTPase activity
Source: RefSeq, a predicted model, not a curated record